Messenger RNA from Rhagoletis pomonella (apple maggot), 401 nucleotides. RefSeq lists its product as uncharacterized. The record is from RefSeq and is a predicted model, not a curated record. Lineage: Eukaryota; Metazoa; Arthropoda; Insecta; Diptera; Tephritidae. Bases 12 to 401 code for a protein of 129 amino acids. The transcript is spliced from 3 exons.
AUGAGUAAAAAAUGGCAUCUGCAGUUGUAGCGUUCAUGUUGAUGGAAGAAGGAAGUUGCGAGAAGGUCAAAAGGAAAAUUUUGAGGGAUUGCAGCAACCCGCUUGAGCUGCCGGAGACAGCGUUCAUAGCGUGUUAUAGGCUAAAUAAAGAGGCUUUCCAAAUGGUGCUUGACACUAUUGGCGGACACUUGACACGAUCUCAAGUUCCACCAGUACUGCAGCUAGCAGCUACGUUGCGAUUUUUAGCUGAAGGAUCUUAUCAAAAAUCAGUUGGAAACGAUUCCAGCAUUGGUGUAGCUAGGAGCACGGUGUCAACGAUUUUGGGUGAUAUCGAGAGGCUAUUUUUAUACGAAGUGCAAAAUUCCCUCGAUAAUUGGCUGUAUCGACGGGACACACAUUAA